AUGUUGAGAGAAUAUAAAUUAGUAGUUGUUGGUGGAGGUGGUGUUGGUAAAUCUGCCCUUACAAUUCAAUUAAUUCAAUCCCAUUUCGUCGAUGAGUAUGAUCCAACAAUUGAAGAUUCAUAUCGUAAACAAUGUACAAUAGACGGUGAACAAGUUUUAUUGGAUGUAUUGGAUACAGCAGGACAAGAAGAAUAUUCUGCAAUGAGAGAACAAUAUAUGAGAACAGGUGAAGGAUUUUUAUUGGUAUAUUCAAUUACAUCUCGAAAUUCAUUAGAAGAAUUACAAUCAUUUUAUGAACAAAUAUUAAGAGUUAAAGAUGCCGAUCAUGUUCCAGUAAUUGUUGUUGGAAAUAAAUGUGAUUUAGAAAUUGAAAGACAAGUAAGUUAUGAAGAAGGUUUAGCAUUAGCAAGACAAUUCAAUUGUCCAUUCUUGGAAACUUCUGCAAAACAAAGAAUUAAUGUUGAAGAAGCAUUUUAUGAUUUAGUUAGAUCUAUUCGAGAUGGCGGGAAACCAAAUGGAUUAAAUGGAGAAGCUAUAAUAAACAAAGAACAAUCUAGACAACAACUGAAUAGAGAUCAACUACAAGGGGGUGAGGAUGUCGGAUACCAUAAUGACGAUGUGCUAACUCAAGAUUCACAAGCCGAUGAUAUUGCAAGAAGAAAGCAACAAUCAAGGAAUAAUCAAACAAGACAACAAGAACCGAAAGAGAAAUCUGGAUGUUGUGUGAUUGUAUAA
Hemisphaericaspora subhashii is the source of this 735-nucleotide messenger RNA. RefSeq names its product Ras family GTPase (gene RAS1). The coding region runs from base 1 to 735 and encodes 244 amino acids. Gene Ontology annotation, biological process: signal transduction. The record is from RefSeq and is a predicted model, not a curated record. Gene Ontology annotation, cellular component: plasma membrane. The transcript has a single exon. Gene Ontology annotation, molecular function: GTPase activity; GTP binding; GDP binding. Lineage: Eukaryota; Fungi; Ascomycota; Pichiomycetes; Serinales; Debaryomycetaceae.